AUGGCGAAAGGAAGUAACAGUAAUCGAGAAUCUGAAGACCGUAAUGAGGAAGGGAGAAAUGGUAGAGGAAUUCGCGAAGGGAUUGUUAAUGGACAUAUCAAGAACAUAAGAAGGGAAGCUGGUGGAAGAGAUCAACGCUCACGUGGAGAAGGAAGUAAUGGACGAAGACGCGAAAGAAAACUGAAGGAUUCUUCUUCAGGGUCGUUGACGACACCAACUCCAGAUCACCUUUCGAAAACUUUCUAUCAGACACCUAUUAUCCUUGAACGAAGACCACAAACAUCUAGUGGUUCUACUUUACAGGCUUCAGAUAAAGUCGACGAAGAGAGCACUCCACAAACAACUCUUCAAACGUCAGUUCGUAUAUUUCGCGACGAUUCUUUUAAUCGCGCAUCUUCAGCUAAUGCACCACGCGUUGAACCUAAGCCAGUAACUUUUAAAGGAAAGCCAUUCGACAAGCCCUUUAUAAAAAUGAUAAAUGAGAAGGGUAUACUUAAUCAUGAUUCUGUCUUAAAGAUUUUAAGUGAUCUUCCUGGACAUUUCGUCGUUGGAGUAUGUGGACCUCAAGGAGUUGGAAAAUCUACAGUUAUAUCUGCAUUAUGUCAAGAUCCACAGAAUGCAUUCCCUAUGCAAUCAAUCGAUACACUAAAUUUAGCAAGCCAUGAAACUAUAGGUAUUGAUAUUCACAUCACACCUGAAAGAAUCAUACUUUUAGAUACUCAGCCUGUCUUCAGCCUAUCUGUUCUCGAACAUGCGAUGAGGAAUGAUUAUAUUCCUGAUAAUUUAUCACCCGAAUUAUGGCUUGAGCUACAGUCACUUCAAAUUGUUAUCUUUCUUUUUUCGGUUUGCAACGUUGUUAUUAAUGUCACUGAGGGGACUGUCUCUAUGUCAGAGUCAGUGGUAACGUUUAGACAUCCGGAUAAUAAUCAACGAUUACCAAAUCUCUUUCUUCUGCCCUACGAAAACAACCCUCUACGUCCCAAAGGGGAAUAUUCUGGAUUUACUUAUGUAAAUGCACCUGAUACAUUUACCGUCUUGGUAGAAUCUUUGAGAAAUCGAAUAUUUCAAUUGCCAAAGAAGGCUGGUAAAAAAGGCCAGGUGUCUGAAAAAGAAUGGUAUAUUAAUAAUUAA
This is a messenger RNA of Scutellospora calospora, 1131 nucleotides long. NCBI's taxonomy places the organism in Eukaryota, Fungi, Glomeromycota, Glomeromycetes, Diversisporales, Gigasporaceae. The record is from the annotation of a GenBank genome assembly.